Messenger RNA from Thermothelomyces thermophilus ATCC 42464, 805 nucleotides. RefSeq lists its product as uncharacterized. The transcript has a single exon. Lineage: Eukaryota; Fungi; Ascomycota; Sordariomycetes; Sordariales; Chaetomiaceae. Gene Ontology annotation, cellular component: cytosol. Gene Ontology annotation, biological process: purine nucleoside catabolic process. Gene Ontology annotation, molecular function: purine nucleosidase activity. The record is from RefSeq and is a predicted model, not a curated record. The coding region runs from base 215 to 802 and encodes 195 amino acids.
CUCUCGUUGACGCCCCUAGCUCCCUACCUGUCCCCUGCAUUUUUUCCACUUUUUCAACCCUUUUUUCUACCCCAUUUAAACGUGUCAAUACUAAUUAAUACAUGCCCUCGCCAGAAAAACAACGCGCAAUGCCACCUCCAUCCUCACUGCCAUAGGCAAGGCAUCCAGCAUCCCUGUCUACGUCGGCGCCUCGCACGCGCUGUAUCGCCCGCCGAUGCACGCGCCCACCGACAUCCACGGCGAGUCGGGGUUAGACGGGACCGAUUUGCUUCCGCCGCCAGCCGUGGAGGCGCGCACCAACCCGCCGGCCAUCGAUGCCGCCUAUGCCGCCCUGAAGGCCACGCCGCCCGGCACCGCCUGGGUCGUCGCCACGGGCGCCUUCACCAACGCUGCCGCCCUCUUCCUCAAGUACCCGGACCUGGUCGGCCACAUCCGUGGGCUCUCGCUCAUGGGCGGCGCCCUCGGCGGCGGCUUCACCCCUGCCGUCCUCGGCGAGGUCGCCGGCGUGCCCCGCGUCGGCAACUGGACCCAGUUCGCCGAGUUCAACGUCCUCGCCGACCCGGAGGCCGCAGCCGCCAUCUUUGCCAACCGCGAGCUCGCCCGUAAGACCACCCUGAUCCCUCUCGACGUGACCCACCUGGUCCUGACCACGGAGAGCGUGCGCGACCUGCUGCUCUACGGCCGCGAGGAGGUGGAGAGGGGCACAGACGGAGAGGCUCGGAGGAACGGCAAGCCAGGAAAGACGAAGCUUAGGGUUAUGCUGGUGGAGCUGCUGAUGUUCUUUGCAAAGACCUACAAGUAAGUU